UCCCCGUCACAGCACCUCACGACGCUCUUGGCCUCCUCGGACAUGCAGGUGGUGCUGGCCGUGCUCAACCUGCUCUAUGUCUUCAGCAAGCGCUCCAACUACAUCACCCGCUUGGGCUCCGACAAGAGGAGCCCCCUCUUAUCCCGCCUCCAGCACUUGGCUGAGAGUUGGGGAGGAAAAGAGAACGGAUUUGGUUUGGCUGAGUGCUGCCGGGACCUGCACAUGAUGAAGUACCCCCCCAGUGCCACCACCCUUCACUUUGAGUUCUACGCCGAGCCGGGCGUCGAGGUGAAGGUGGACAAGAGGGCCACCAGCACCACCCUACACUACAUCCACAUCGAGCAACUGGACAAGAUUUCAGAGAGCCCCUCAGAGAUCAUGGAGUCCCUCACUAAGAUGUACAGCAUCCCCAAAGACAAGCAGAUGCUUCUGUUCACCCACAUCCGCCUGGCCCAUGGCUUUUCCAACCACAAGAAGCGGCUCCAAGCGGUGCAAGCCCGGCUCCACGCCAUCUCCAUACUGGUGUACUCCAAUGCCCUACAGGAGUCAGCCAACAGCAUCCUCUACAACGGCCUCAUCGAGGAGCUGGUGGACGUGCUCCAAAUCACUGACAAACAACUUAUGGACAUUAAAGCAGCUUCCUUACGGACCCUCACCUCUAUCGUCCAUCUGGAGCGCACCCCAAAGCUGAGCAGCAUCAUUGACUGCACCGGUACCGCUUCCUACCACGGCUUCCUCCCCGUCCUGGUCCGCAACUGCAUCCAAGCCAUGAUUGACCCCUCCAUGGAGCCCUAUCCCCACCAGUUCGCCACCGCGCUCUUCUCCUUCCUCUACCACUUGGCCAGCUACGACGCCGGCGGCGAGGCCUUGGUCUCCUGUGGGAUGAUGGAAGCGCUGCUAAAGGUGAUCAAGUUCUUGGGGGACGAGCAGGACCAGAUCACCUUCGUCACCAGAGCCGUGCGGGUGGUGGAUCUCAUCACCAACCUGGACAUGGCAGCCUUCCAGUCCCACAGCGGCCUCUCCAUCUUCAUCUACCGCCUCGAGCAUGAGGUGGAUUUGUGCCGCUGCGAGUGCCCCUUCGUCAUCAAGCCCAAGGUGCAGCGUCCCCCUGCUGCCACCCUCCCCGAGGGCGAGGAGAUGGAGACGGACAUGGAAGUGACCGAUGUGGCCAUGGAGGGGAGCCCCGGUCCCUCGGCUGAAGCCCGCCAGGAGCCAGCCCCAUCCUCAAGCACCGCUGCUGUGCCCAGCACCAGCACUGCCACCACCUCCUCGCCACGGGGAGGAGUCCAGUGCAUCCCUCAACGCGCCGCCCUGCUCAAAUCCAUGCUGAACUUCCUUAAGAAAGCCAUCCAAGAUCCUGCUUUCUCCGAUGGUAUCCGUCAUGUGAUGGACGGCUCGCUGCCCACCUCCCUGAAGCACAUCAUCAGCAACGCCGAGUAUUACGGCCCCUCGCUCUUCCUCCUGGCGACCGAGGUGGUGACGGUGUUCGUGUUCCAGGAGCCUUCGCUGCUCUCUUCCCUGCAGGACAAUGGCCUCACUGAUGUCAUGCUCCAUGCCCUCCUCAUCAAGGAUGUCCCGGCCACUCGGGAGGUGCUGGGCUCCUUGCCCAACGUCUUCAGUGCCCUUUGCCUCAAUGCCCGUGGGCUCCAGUCCUUUGUGCAGUGCCAGCCCUUUGAGAGGCUCUUCAAGGUGCUGCUGUCCCCUGACUACCUCCCAGCCAUGCGGCGACGGCGCAGCUCCGACCCCUUGGGAGACACAGCCUCCAACCUGGGCAGCGCUGUGGACGAGCUGAUGCGGCACCAACCCACCCUCAAGACUGAUGCCACCACUGCCAUCAUCAAGCUCCUAGAGGAGAUUUGCAGCCUGGGCCGGGACCCCAAAUACAUUUGCCAGAAGCCCUCGAUGCAGAAAGCGGAUGGGACAGCAGCGGCCCCCCCCCCUCGCUCCCCCCAUGCUGCAGAGGAAGCCUCCAGUGAGGAUGAGGAGGAAGAGGAAGUUCAGGCCAUGCAGAGCUUCAGUGCUACCCAGCAGAGCGAGGCCGAGCCCAGCCAGCAGGUGGUGGGCACCGAGGAGCGAAUCCCUAUUCCCUUGAUGGAUUAUAUCCUCAAUGUGAUGAAGUUCGUGGAAUCCAUCCUCAGCAACAACACCACCGAUGACCACUGCCAGGAGUUCGUGGCCCAGCGGGGGCUCCGGCCCCUCGUCACCAUCCUGGGCCUUCCCAACCUGCCCGUGGACUUCCCCACAUCCGCAGCCUGCCAGGCCGUGGCGGGGGUCUGCAAAUCCAUCCUGACCCUGUCCCACGAGCCCAAGGUGCUGCAGGAGGGGCUGCUGCAGCUCGAGGCCGUGCUCUCAGCCCUGGAGCCCCUGCACCGGCCCAUCGAGGCCCCGGGGGGUUCGGUGCUGCUGCGGGAGCUGGCGGGGGCCGGCAGCGUCCCCGAUGCCACCCUCUCGGCUCAGGCCACCCCCUUGCUCCACGCCCUCACCGCAGCCCAUGCCUACAUCAUGAUGUUCGUGCACACGUGCCGCGUGGGGCAGAGUGAGAUCCGGGCCAUCUCCGUGAACCAAUGGGGCUCCCAGUUGGGGUUGAGUGUUCUGGGCAAGCUGAGUCAGCUUUACUGCUCCUUGGUGUGGGAGAGCACGGUGCUGCUCUCCCUCUGCACCCCAAAUAGCCUCCCCCCAGGCUGUGAGUUCGGGCAGGCCGACAUGCAGAAACUGGUACCCAAGGAGGAGAAGGCGGCCCCCAGCCCCCCCCAGGGGGGGAAGAGGGCAGAGGGUGAAGCAGAGACCCCGGUGCCGGGGGGCUCUGGGGGUGCUGGGGACCCCCCCCCAUCUCAGGGCCUAUUGGAAGGGAUGGGGCUGGAGAGUGAGGCUCUGGCCCCUAUGGAGACGGACGAGCCCAGUGCCACCGACCCCAAAGCCAAGGCCAAGAUCACCCCAGCCAUGGCAGCUCGCAUCAAGCAGAUCAAGCCCCUGCUCUCUGCCUCCUCGCGCCUGGGCCGGGCCCUGGCCGAGCUCUUUGGGCUCCUGGUGAAGCUCUGCGUGGGCUCCCCCGUGCGCCAGCGCCGCAGCCACCACGCGGCCGCCGCCGCCCCCGCCCCGACCCCCGCGGCCCGAGCCACGGCCUCGGCCCUCACCAAGCUCCUGACCAAGGGGCUGAGCUGGCAGCCCCCCCCCUACACCCCCACCCCGCGCUUCCGCCUGACCUUCUUCAUCUGCUCCGUGGGCUUCACCUCUCCCAUGCUCUUCGACGAGCGCAAGUUCCCCUAUCACCUCAUGCUGCAGAAGUUCCUGUGCUCGGGGGGCCACAACGCCCUCUUCGAGACCUUCAACUGGGCCCUGUCCAUGGGGGGCAAAGUACCGGUAGCGGAAGGCUUGGAGCAUCCCGACCUCCCCGAUGGCACUGGGGAGUUCCUGGACGCGUGGUUGAUGCUGGUGGAGAAGAUGGUGAACCCCAGCACGGUGCUGGAGUCCCCCCAUGCGCUGCCAGCCAAGGCCCCCACCCACGGCACCCCCCAUUUCAGUGCCCUGCGCUUCCUGGUCGUCACCCAGAAGGCCGCCUUCACGUGCAUCAAGCAGCUCUGGAACCGGCGCCCGCUCAAGGUGUACGGGGGCCGCAUGGCCGAGUCCAUGCUGGCCAUCCUGUGCCACAUCCUGCGUGGGGAGCCCCUCAUCCGGGAGCGCCUGGGCCGCGAGCGAGAGGGGCCCCGCGCCGAGGAGGAGCCGGGCACCGAGGAGGGGGGACCCCGCAGGGAGCCCCAGGUCAACCAACAGCAGCUGCAGCAGCUGAUGGACAUGGGGUUCUCCCGGGAGCACGCUAUGGAAGCCUUGCUCAACACCAACACCAUGGAGCAAGCCACCGAGUACCUCCUCACCCACCCUCCUCCCCUUAUGGGGGGGGUCGUACGGGACCUGAGCAUGUCAGAGGAGGACCAGAUGAUGCGCGCCAUCGCCAUGUCCCUGGGCCAGGACAUCCCCAUGGACCAGCGGGCAGAGUCCCCAGAGGAAGCCGCGUGCCGCAAGGAGGAGGAGGAGCGCCGCGCCCGCGAGCGCCAGGAGGAGGAGGAAGCCAAGAGCCUGGAGAAGUUCGAGGGGGCCGAGCCCUUGGAAGCCGCCGAGCUCUUGGCCUUCACCGACUCCAUGCUCCCGGGGUGCUCGCAGCUCCUGGACGAGCUCCCCGACACCGUGUACCGCGUCUGCGACCUCAUCAUGACCGCCAUCAAGCGCAACGGGGCCGCCUACCGCGACUCCGUGCUCAAGCAGGUGGUGAAGCAGGUGUGGGAAGCAGCCGAUGUCCUCAUCAAGGCAGCCUUGCCCCUCACCACCAGCGACACCAAAACCGUGUCCGAAUGGAUCAGCCAAAUGGCAACGUUGCCCCAAGCGUCCAACUUGGCCACGCGCAUCCUUCUGCUCACCCUGCUCUUCGAGGAGCUGAAGCUGCCCUGUGCUCGGGUGGUGGAAUCGAGCUGCGUCCUGGAUGUCCUCAUCAAGCUGCUGGAAGUGGUGCAGCCCUGCCUGCAGGCUGCCAAGGAGCACAAGGAGGUGCAGACCCCCAAGUGGAUCACCCCCGUCCUGCUGCUCAUUGACUUCUAUGAGAAGACGGCCGUGUCCUCCAAGAGGAGGGCUCAGAUGAACAAGUACCUGCAGGCGAGCGGCAACAACUGGCGCUGGUUCGACGACCGCUCCGGGCGCUGGUGCAGUUACAGCGCCAGCAACAACAGCACCAUCGACGCCGCCUGGCGCGCCGGGGAGCCCAGCGUGCGCUUCACCGCCGGCCGGCGCCGCUACACCGUGCAGUUCACCACCAUGGUGCAGGUGAACGAGGAGACAGGCAACAGGCGGCCGGUGAUGCUGACGCUGCUGCGCACCCCCCGCAAGGCCGGGAAGGAUGGGGGGGACCCGGAGAGGGCCCCCGAGGAGAACCGGGAUGCGGAGGGAAGGGGCAAAGAGGAACCCCCUG
Neopsephotus bourkii (Bourke's parrot) is the source of this 4957-nucleotide messenger RNA. Its product is annotated as E3 ubiquitin-protein ligase HUWE1-like. The transcript has 36 exons. The record is from RefSeq and is a predicted model, not a curated record. The annotation marks the transcript as partial. Gene Ontology annotation, molecular function: zinc ion binding; protein binding. NCBI's taxonomy places the organism in Eukaryota, Metazoa, Chordata, Aves, Psittaciformes, Psittacidae.